CAGCUAUCUUUCCGUCUACCUGAGUAGUUAUUAAACUGCCGAUGAUGAGGGAGGACAUAAAUAAUUGUGUAAAUAAAUGAGCACUGAAGAAGAUCGGGGCAUGUCUGUCGUGUGGAAAUUGCCCCUCCACGUAGAGCUGCACCGCCCACUCCGCCUCGUUUCUUUCUUUGCACGUUUUGGCGACGUUGCCGUUUGUUUCUUAGAAUUUCUCUUCCGUUGCUCGGACUUGGAGCGUCCCAGCGAUGGCUUACACACUCCAGGGAGGCAUCAAGAAGAAAGUGUGCUACUACUACGACGGUGAUAUUGGGAACUACUACUAUGGACAGGGUCACCCGAUGAAGCCCCACAGAAUACGCAUGACCCACAACCUUCUGCUGAACUAUGGCCUCUACCGCAAGAUGGAGAUUUAUAGGCCUCAUAAAGCCACAGCAGAGGAGAUGACCAAGUACCACAGUGAUGACUACAUCAAGUUCCUGCGCUCCAUCCGACCUGACAACAUGUCUGAGUUCAGCAAACAGAUGCAGCGCUUUAAUGUAGGAGAAGACUGUCCUGUGUUUGAUGGGCUGUUUGAAUUCUGUCAGCUCUCUACAGGAGGAUCAGCAGCUGGUGCUGUGAAGUUGAACAGACAGCAGACAGACAUUGCGGUUAACUGGGCUGGCGGGUUGCACCACGCCAAGAAGUCGGAGGCGUCUGGGUUCUGCUACGUCAACGACAUCGUGCUUGCUAUUCUGGAGCUGCUCAAGUACCACCAGAGGGUGCUGUACAUUGAUAUUGAUAUUCACCAUGGCGAUGGCGUGGAGGAGGCUUUCUACACUACGGACCGGGUCAUGACUGUCUCCUUCCACAAAUACGGAGAAUACUUCCCUGGAACUGGAGACCUGCGGGACAUUGGUGCUGGCAAAGGGAAGUACUAUGCUGUGAAUUUUCCUCUAAGAGACGGAAUAGACGAUGAGUCAUAUGAACAAAUCUUCAAACCAGUGAUGGCUAAAGUGAUGGAGAUGUAUCAGCCCAGUGCAGUGGCCCUGCAGUGUGGAGCAGAUUCUCUCUCUGGAGACAGACUGGGGUGUUUCAACCUCACCAUCCGGGGACACGCCAAGUGUGUGGAGUACAUUAAGUCUUUUAACCUGCCGCUACUCAUGCUUGGAGGAGGGGGCUACACCAUCCGCAACGUGGCGCGCUGCUGGACCUACGAAACCGCCGUGGCCUUGGACACAGACAUCCCAGAUGAACUGCCCUAUAAUGACUACUUUGAGUAUUUUGGGCCAGACUUCAAACUGCAUAUAAGUCCAUCAAACAUGACCAAUCAGAACACACAAGAGUAUAUGGACAAGAUCAAACAGCGUCUGUUUGAGAACCUGCGCAUGCUGCCUCAUGCCCCUGGAGUUCAAAUGCAGGUCAUUCCAGAGGACAGAGUUACGGACCCAGGGGACGAGGACACGGAGGACCCUGAUAAACGCAUGUCCAUCCGUGCAUCUGAUAAGAGGAUUGCGUGCGAUGAGGAAUUCUCGGACUCUGAGGAUGAGGGAGAGGGUGGACGCAGGAACAUCACCAACCACAAGAAAGGAGUGAAACGAGCCCGUGUGGAGGACGACAAGAAGGAGGGAGAGGAAAAGAAAGCUGAGGUGAAGGAGGAGGAGUCAAAGGAGAGCAGCUCAGAAAAACACGACUCGAAAAGUGUGAAGACUGAAACGAGCAGCUCCUAAAUUGGCCACUAGAUGGAACAAACUGCUUCUCUCUCUCAGCAGAGAGCAUUUCCUCCCCACCCCCUUCAGCAUUAUAUUUAUUACUCUCUCUGUGUGUG
Molecule: messenger RNA, 1801 nt
Organism: Electrophorus electricus (electric eel)
Lineage: Eukaryota; Metazoa; Chordata; Actinopteri; Gymnotiformes; Gymnotidae
Product: putative histone deacetylase 1-B
Biological process (GO): heterochromatin formation
Cellular component (GO): NuRD complex
Molecular function (GO): histone deacetylase activity
Source: RefSeq, a predicted model, not a curated record